Messenger RNA from Camarhynchus parvulus, 1477 nucleotides. It is a transcript of the gene RASSF1, whose product is annotated as Ras association domain family member 1. Bases 1 to 1029 code for a protein of 342 amino acids. The record is from RefSeq and is a predicted model, not a curated record. Gene Ontology annotation, biological process: Ras protein signal transduction. The transcript is spliced from 6 exons. NCBI's taxonomy places the organism in Eukaryota, Metazoa, Chordata, Aves, Passeriformes, Thraupidae. Gene Ontology annotation, cellular component: microtubule cytoskeleton; nucleus.
AUGGAGCUCAUCGAGCUGCGGGAGCUGCAGCCGGAGCCGCGGCCGGGCCGGGGCCGCCUGGAACGAGCCAACGCGCUGCGCAUCAGCCCGGCCCGCCGGCCCGGCCCCGGGGCGCAUCCCGACCCGCGGCUGACGGCGGCACCGGGCGCCGGGCACCGCUUCGAGCCGCGGCGCCGCGGGCUGCACACCUGGUGCGAUCUCUGCGGGGACUUCGUCUGGGGCGGCGGCAGGAAGAGCCUCCAGUGCCGCCACUGCAGCUUCACCUGCCACUAUCGCUGCCGGGCCCUAGUGCAGCUGGACUGCGGUGGCCCCCCAGGCGCUGGUGACGAGGACGAUGGCAAUGAGCAGGUGUUGGAGAAGGACACCAACGUGGAUGAGCCCAGCGAGUGGGAGAAGACAGAGCUGGACCAGGCGCAGGUGGAGCAGCGGAUCAAGGAGUACAACAGCCAAAUCAACAGCAACCUCUUCAUGAGCCUGAACAAGGACGGCUCCUACACCGGCUUCAUCAAGGUGCAGCUGAAGCUGGUUCGCCCUGUCUCGGUGCCGGCCACCAAGCGGGUCCCCUCCCUGCAGGCGGGGCGGCCACACCCCCAGGGGGUGAAGCGCCGCACGUCCUUCUACCUGCCCAAGGGAACCGUCAAGCACCUGCACAUCCUCUCGCACACCUGCGCCAGCGAGGUCAUCGAUGCGCUCCUCCGCAAGUUCACCGUCAUCGACAACCCCCGCAAGUUCGCCCUCUUCGAGAGGUCUGAGAAGGAUGAGCAAGUGUACCUGCGGAAGCUGGGUGACGACGAGCAGCCCCUGCGGCUGCGGCUGCUGGCCGGCCCCAGCGAGAAGGUGCUGAGCUUCAUCCUGAAGGAGAACGAGACCGGCGAGGUGAACUGGGACGCCUUCUCGCUGCCGGAGCUGCACAACUUCCUGCUGAUCCUGCAGCGGGAGGAGGAGGAGCACGUGCGGCGGCUGCGGCACCGCUACGCGCGCUGCCGCCAGAAGAUGCAGGAGGCGCUGGCCGCGCUGACGCCGGGGUGACCGCGGGGCGCGCAGCCGAGGCCAGCCAGAGCACCGGGACCCUCGCCCGCCGGCCCUGGGGGCAGCAGGGACGGGGGUGGAACGGGGCAUCACCGACCCACCGCGCUGUCACAGCCCCCACGGGGCUGGCCCAGAGAGUGAGGGUUCCUGGUGGGAGCGAGAGCGAGUGUCACCCGGAGCGUGUGUCCUGGGGGGAACGAGUGUACCCUGGGGGAUUGGGUGUCCCCAGGGGAAUGGGUGUCCCUGAGAGAGCGUGUGUUACCUGGGGGAUUGCGUGUCCCCAGGGGAGUGGGUGUCCCGAAGGGAGCGUGUGUCUUGCGGGAAGCAAGUGUCACCUGGGGGAUUAGGUGUCCCCAGGGGAGUGGGUGAUAUGGGGGGACCGAGUGUCCCCGGAGAAGUGAGUGUCCCUGGGAAGAAGCAGGGCAUCGAGCACCAAUAAAGGCAUCUU